AUGGCACGAUGGAAACCUACAUUUUCAUCAUGCCUAUGGAACCGGCACCGGCAGCUAUGUAUAAUCGAUCAAGGUAAUGCCAUUACCUAAGGUAUAGAGUACAGAUGUAGGCUUGGAUCUCCUUUCCCGUUUCUGCGUUCCCCUCUUUUCCCUUCAUUACGUCUGGGAGAUAAAACUGUAAGGUUAGAAGGAUUGUCUCUAUUCCCGUCAGUCUUCCUCACCCGACGAGAUCAAUCCAUAUCUGCAACAUGUCUUCCACUAAGAAACAGCUCAUUCUCAAUGCCUUUGCUAUGCAAGCACCCAGUCAUCUCAAUCCAGGUCUCUUCAAAUAUCCUGGCGAUCAAGGUUCUGAAUACAAGAAUAUCAAGUCAUGGAUUGCACUCGCCGAGAAGCUCGAAAAGGCCAAAUUUCAUGCCAUAUUCUUUGCAGAUGUUCUAGGUGGUUAUGAUGUUUACAAAGGUCCUGCGAAUCUUGAGCCAACAAUACCUGCUGCGUCUCAGUUCCCAAUAAAUGAUCCGUUAUAUAGCAUUCCUGCUAUGGUGAGUCCUUCUCGACCGCUUUUCUAGUAGUAUUUCUUUUAAAACAAAACCUAACAUGGAAAAGGCUGCAGCUACAAAAAGCAUUGGAUUUGGUGUGACUGCUUCGACAACCUACGAACAACCUUAUCUACUUGCUCGCAGAUUCUCGACAGUAGAUCACCUUAGUGAGGGACGAGUUGCAUGGAACAUAGUCACAUCAUAUCUCGACUCUGCAGCUCGAAAUCUCGGUCUAGAUACCCAAAUUGAACACGAUGAACGGUAUAGGAUUGCUCAUGAAUACCUUGAUGUUACAUACAAGCUCUGGGAAGCAUCUUGGAGAGAUGAUGCUGUACAGCCUCCAGGAUCGAACUCAUACGCAGAUCCAAAAGGAGUCAGGCAGAUCAACCACAAGGGGAAAUAUUUCAAUGUUCCAGGUCCACAUUUGUGCGAACCUUCUCCUCAAAGGACUCCAUUUUUGUUUCAAGCUGGAACUUCCUCCGCGGGAAAGAAAUUUGCUGCCACUCACGCUGAAGCUAUUUUCUUGAAUGCGCAUACCCCAGAGCUUAUUCGUCCAUCGGUAGACUCUAUUCGUUCACAAGCUAAAGAAUUGGGAAGAGAUCCGGCCAGUAUCAAGAUUGUCGCUGGGCUUUUGGUUAUUGUUGCCGAGACUGAUGAAAAGGCUCAAGAGAAAUUCGAAAAACUUGCAAGUUACGGAGACCGAGAAGGAGCUCUAUCGCUAUUUGGAGGUUGGUCCGGAUAUGAUCUAAGCUCAUAUGGAGAUGAUGAAGACUUUCGAUUUAUCGAAAGCGCUCCUCCUGCUGUAAGAAGUAUGGUCAAUCACUGGGCAUCAGUAUCGCCGCAAGGUUUAACAUGGAACAAAAAGACAAUUGCAGAGCAUCUUAUCCUAGGAGGAAAUGGUGCGAAGCUUAUCGGAAAUGCAAAGACGGUUGCAGAUGAAUUAGAAAGGUGGGUAGAGGUUUCUGAUGUUGAUGGAUUCAAUUUCAGUUAUGCUAGUAUUCCGGAGACCUUCGACGAUAUGAUUGAAUAUCUACUUCCCGAACUACGGAAGAGAGGACUAUUUUGGGAUGACUAUGCUGUUCCAGGAGGUACUUUGAGAGAAAACUAUUUGGGUGUUAAAGGCCAAAACAGACUUGCGGAAUCGCAUCCUGGAGCAAAAUAUUUCUGGAAAGCUGGAGAGGAUGUACCAGCAUAUGCAAAGGAGGAAACGAAGAAUGUAUGAGAUGAAGAAUAAAAUAUCACUUCAACUUUAAUUCUUCGACGAGGGUGAAAAGUACUUUCAAUUUUUCCUGACCAUGUCUUUACUCUUUUACAAAACGACACCCAUGUAGGCUACGUUGCUGAUGUCCGCACCUAUGUCAUCUACCUUGUACUUCUCCAUGAUGUAACUUCUCCGAACGCAUGAAGAGGCUUGGAGGUACCGAAAUAGCCCUAUCAAUCGUCCAUUCAUCCAUUUCAUCUA
Molecule: messenger RNA, 1998 nt
Organism: Sclerotinia trifoliorum
Lineage: Eukaryota; Fungi; Ascomycota; Leotiomycetes; Helotiales; Sclerotiniaceae
Source: the annotation of a GenBank genome assembly